Messenger RNA from Colletes gigas, 5289 nucleotides. RefSeq lists its product as uncharacterized. Lineage: Eukaryota; Metazoa; Arthropoda; Insecta; Hymenoptera; Colletidae. Gene Ontology annotation, molecular function: nucleic acid binding. The coding region runs from base 1 to 5289 and encodes 1762 amino acids. The record is from RefSeq and is a predicted model, not a curated record. The transcript has a single exon. Gene Ontology annotation, biological process: DNA integration.
AUGUCUGUGUCUAAUGCUGAAGGUCGAAGCGAGUUCGAUGUCGAUCUCGACGACCUAAUCACCCGGUUCGACUUAAUGACAAAGGCGAUCACUUAUUUAAAGAAACGCGGUCGAGCCCAGUGCACUGAGGAGAUCCUCAAAACAAGGCUCGCCACCGUAACCGAACAGUACAAGGAGGCUAUACAGCAGUACUUGGCUCUUCGGAGAAAAUAUGCCCCUGCGAAGCGCAACACGUGCGACUUCCUUGCAAAAGGUGGCGUAGAAGCUAAGGAGGAAGAGUUUAUGGAGUUUCAGGAGUACGUUGCCACCGAGCUGACCAGACUGGCCGCUGAAUCAAAAGCGGCAACAACGUCGGUCAGCUCACAUGAUGUCGCAAUCGAACUCCCAAAACAACGCCUUCCCAAGUUCGGAGGUGAUCCACGAAAAUGGAGACAUUUCGAGGAUCUUUUCACCUCCGGAAUAAUAAAUAAUCCGAGGCUGUCAGAUGUGCACAGAUUGCAGUAUCUGAACGCCUGUCUGGAGGACAAAGCGUUGGCGGCGAUCGCGCACCUCGAAGUUAUCGAUGAUAAUUUCACGGUGGCGUGGAAAACCCUGAAAGAACAAUUCGGGAUACCACGUAUCGUGACUGCCAAAUUGCUAAGUCAAUUAACAAAAUUGAAAACGAUCAAAAGAGAUGAUCUGGAUAGCCUAAACCAGGUCGUCGUCGUUUUCAAACAGGCCCUCGCGGCGCUCGAAAAGCAGGGCACAAUUUUAGAGCAGCGAAAUUGGCUGCUGGCCCACAGCAUUCGAAGCCACUUGGAAGGGUCUCUUAAAGCUGAGUGGGAAAGGUCGCAGCGUCUCUCCCCGAACUAUCCCUCGCACACCGAGUUGAUAGAAUUCCUGGAGGGGCAUGCACGGGCUCUGACCAUGUUAGACGAUGGUCCGAGCAAGCCUGCGACCGAACACCCACAAAAGCACAAAAUACGGAGUCACAACUCCGUUCUAGAAAGCCCCGCUGGAAAAAGCGUGACUUGCGGAUUUUGCGGCCUCGAACACAGAAUGACCCAAUGUGGUGCAUUCCGUAAUUUGACGCCGAACCGCCGCUAUCAAUUUAUAAAAGAUAGCCAGCGGUGCAUUCUCUGCUUGUCACCUCAGCAUGGGAACGCGCGUUGUCCUUCCGAAGAGGCAUGCACGAAAUGCAAUGGCAGACAUCAUUCUCUGCUGCAUUUCGAGUCCUUUCGGAGCGAAACCGAAAGUCGCAAACCCGCGACAAUGGCUUCGCAAGACAAACGCCAGAAAAAGCGGUCUACGGCCCCACCAAGCCGGCCGCAGCAAGCCGAACGAGCUGCUCGUACCACGACGUCACAGGCAACGACGUCACAGCCUAGUACGUCACACUGUACCGCGAUAGGUGCAGACGUACCGACGGCUGUGUUGUUAGCCACGGCGAACGUACGUGUGUACGGAAUAAACGGUGCGUCGCGAAUCGUACGCGCACUGAUAGAUCAGGGUUCUGAGUCGUCCUUCAUCUCCGCGAAUUUGACGAAUGACCUCAAAUUCUUGCGGAGGAAACCCCCAGCCACAGUGACUGGCUUGGGGGGCGGCAAAACCCAGACAAUUAAAUUCAGCGUCGAGAUGAAUUUGGGAACGGUAGAAGGUACCGAGCCGACGGUCAAGACGAAAGCGUAUAUCGUGCAAAAAAUCACGAGCUACGUCUCGCCGUUGGCAAGUGCGCUCAAAUGCGACGCGCUAAAGGACCUACCGCUCGCAGAUCCCGACCCUGCUUCCGGUCAACCGAUUGAAGUGUUGAUCGGCGCGGACUUGUACGCGCAAAUUAUUCGACCGGGUUUCCGUCGAAUAUGCAGUACGGGUCCAGUGGCCCAAGAAACUGCAUUUGGCUGGAUUCUGUCCGGCCCGACAAAUGCAAAGGGCAGAAAUAACAAAACUUUGCGGACAUUGCACUGCAACGUCCUCGAAUCGCUGGACACGGCGAUUCGAAAGUUUUGGGAAGUCGAAGAACUCCCUUCGACCUCGGUACGCACCAAGGCGGAGGAGGAGUGUGAAACGCACUUCCAAAAAACCGUCGCUCGUGAUGCGACUGGACGAUUUGUCGUCCGAUUACCUUUUACUCACCCGAGACCGGACGAAGCGCUAGGAAAUUCCUAUCGCAUCGCUCUCUCCGCUCUCGGGAGAUUGAGGAAAAAAUUGGACGCAGAUCAGACCCUCGUACGAGAAUACACAUCGUUUCUCACGGAAUAUGAGGAGCUGGGUCAUAUGACUCGAAUAGAGCCCAUUGACGAGACCAGACUCUACAUUCCACAUCGAGCGGUCGUACGCACAGAAAGUGCAACGACAAAAUUAAGAGUCGUAUUUAACGCGACAAGCCGAACUGCAGGCGGUCGCUCGUUAAAUGACAUCCUACACGUAGGUCCAAAAUUGCAGAACGACAUCACGUCAGUCUUGACCCGAUGGCGUCUGUAUGAAUACGUGUUGGUGGCCGACAUAGAGAAAAUGUUCCGACAGAUUCUCGUCGCCCCACAGGAUCGUCGUUAUCAGUGCAUCCUAUGGCGCACGCCCGAAACCGAACAGCUGAAUGCGUUCGAAUUAAAUACCGUAACGUACGGUACGGCGUGUGCACCAUACUUGUCGAUGCGAACCCUUCUCGAGCUGAAAAAUCAGGACGGGCACAGGUACCCCCUUGCCGCCCCGAUACUCGAGCGGGACAUAUACGUAGACGACGUUUUUAUGGGAGCACCCGAUACGUCGUUGUUAGAGAAAAUUCGCAAUCAAGUUUGCGAACUCUUACAACGAGGUGGGUUUAAGCUGCGUAAAUGGGCAGGUAAUUCGCCGUUAUUACUGCGAAAUAUUCCCCAAAGCGCUCACUCCCACGCCGUCGACCUUACCUUAUUCGAUGACAGCGAAUUAAAGGUUUUGGGUUUACGCUGGAUACCGUCCGGCGAUUAUUUUUACUUCAAUCUGCAGCGGUUUCAGCCGUCUGCCGUGCCGAUGACAAAACGAAAUUUGUUUUCGGAGAUUGCUAAGUUGUUCGAUCCGCUCGGCUGGUUAUCACCAGUCGUGAUUCGCGCAAAGAUUUUGAUGCAAUCCCAAUGGCUGGAGAAAAUCCAGUGGGACGAUCAAAUCUCAGCGAAUACGCUCAAUACGUGGAAUACGUUUUGCGUGGAUUGGAGCAGCUUAAACAAGUUAAAAAUCCCCAGAUGGAUUAAUUACGGAGCCGACACAAUGUCCGUGGAAAUUCAUGGAUUUUGUGACGCUUCGCUCGCGGCCUACUCAGCGGUCACAUAUUUACGUGUGACAGCAAUGAGCAAUGUCACCUCCUCGACAUUGAUAAUGGCAAAAACGCGGGUGGCUCCGAUUAAAACGCAGUCAAUUCCUGUAUUAGAAUUGAACGGCGCCGUGCUCCUCGCCGAGCUCAUUGUGCACGUGGAAAGGUCACUUUCACUGAAGGUCGACCAAAUAAUCUGCUGGACAGAUUCCACGAUCGCACUAGCAUGGUUGAGAAAGCACGCCUCCACAUGGAAGGUUUUAAUAGCCAACCGUGUGUCAAAGGUCCAAACGUUACUCCCGAAUGCUGAAUGGAGGCACGUUCCCACCCGCUUCAAUCCCGCGGAUCUGAAUUCGCGUGGAGUGGAAGCUGCGGAACUCCUUCAAUCUAAGCUGUGGAUUUCUGGACCAAGUUGGCUAACAGAAUCGAAAGAUUGUUGGCCGAAAACACCUUCGUCCAUCGAGACCGAAGAAGGGAAGCGCAAAGUGCACGCCCACGUAGCAAUUCCGGAGAAAGAAUGGGAACUUGUAUUUCGAUUCUCGACCUGGAACAAGCUACUUCGCGUAACCGCAUACUGUCUCAGAUUAAGGAGACCGAUGCAAGGGGAGCGAAGGUCGUACGAUGCGAAGUUCGUUGAGGCGUCUGAGAUGCAGCUCGCAAGCGAAAGAAUUGUCCGCUACAUCCAGCGCACGCAUUUUGCAAAGGAGUACCGGUGUUUAAAAAAUCACCGGAAAAUUCCAGCAAAAUCAAUGCUGAAAAGUUUGAACCCCUUUCUCGACGAUAAAGAUGUCUUGAGAGUCGGGGGCAGACUGGAAAAUACAGCACUGCCAUGGGAAACCAAGCAUCCCAUAAUUUUGCCGAAACAUCACGUUUCCACGAUGAUAAUUCGGCAGUGCCACGUUGAUACGUUGCACGGGGGAUUGCAGUUAACCAUGUAUACGGUGCGACAAAAAUUUUGGAUUCUCGGCUGUCGAAAUGCAGCGCGAACGGUAAUCCACGGAUGCAUGCGAUGCGUUAGAUGGAGGGCAAAAACUCCCACGCAAAUCAUGCAGGAUUUAAUACCGGAGCGUUGCCGCGAGGCGAGAGCAUUUUCGAACUGCGGAGUGGAUUAUGCUGGACCUUUUCGUGUCCGCGACUCCGCCGGUCGAGGGAAAACCGCCCACAAAGCGUAUAUAGCAGUUUUUGUCUGUUACGCGACACGGGCUAUCCAUAUCGAACUCGUCCACGAUUAUACGACGAGUGCCUUUUUGGCGGCGUUAGAUCGAUUCAUUGCACGAAGGGGAGUUCCGUCCUGCAUUUUCAGUGACAAUGGAACGAACUUUGUCGGUGCAGAUCGAGAAUUACGUGAAAAUUUCGAGGCUGUGUACAACACGCCAGAAAUGCGUAAUAAAUGCAGUCAGAAAGGAAUUAAAUGGAAAUUUAACCCACCGAGUGCACCGCACUUCGGUGGCAUGCAAGAAGCCGGCGUGAAAUCGAUGAAAUUUCACCUGAAGCGGACGCUGGGCGAAUUCACUCCCACAAGCGAAGAAUUACAGACGUUGCUCUGUAAAAUCGAAGCAAGUUUAAACUCGCGACCGAUUGCCGCUUUGAGUGAUAGCCCGGACGAUUAUGCGCCGCUCACACCGGGACACUUCUUAGUAGGAAGUCCGCUAAACGCGCUUCCGACGCAAUCCGUGGAAAUUGAAAAACUCUCUCGUUUGACACGUUGGAGGGCGAUUCAAAAAUUCCAUGAACAAAUCUGGAGGCAUUGGACACGUGAUUAUCUCACGCACCUCCAGAAUCGUUACAAGUGGCGUACAGCCCAAAAAACAUUAAAACUAAACGACUUAGUUUUGGUGCAAAACCCUCUCCUGCCCCCGAAUCAAUGGGAAAUGGGGCGAGUAGAGGAGGUAUUCACCGGCAGGGAUGGAAAUGCACGUGUGGUUAAAAUACGCACGGCAAAAUCCAUUUUUACGCGACCUAUAACGCGGUUGUGUAAGCUGCCUGUGGAAGAUACCGAGUCGGCGACGGUUAGCGACGCCGACUAG